CACCAGACCUCCACCAGCUAAUGGAGAACUCCUCUGUGGUAGGCAACAUCCUGAAGCCCUUCUCGGCCAUGGCCGGGUGUGGAGAAAGCACCAGUGAAGAGUCCCUGACAGAGACCUUGAAGAAAAAGGGUGGCACAUCUUCUUCCCUGAAGACUGAGAAGGCUGAUGACAGUAAUGCGAAGAACAAAACUGCCACGUCCUCUAAGAAAGAGGGAAAAUUGGACUCGGUCCUAAAACCGGAUCUGCUUCUUCGCCCUAUGAUCAUCAUUACUGACCCUGUCUCAGAGACUUGUUCUGAGGUCAAUGAAAGUCCCGAGGAUGGAACAAGUGAAGGAGAUGAUGGGAAGAAUGGACUUGUGCUGCCACCUAUACCCAUCACUCGUAGUCACACUGAUUCUAAAAUUUCGUAUAACCUAGAGGAACAGAUCCAGGAGGUGACGGGCUCAAUGCAUUACAUCACUGAGGAUGGGUGUCUGAAUUACGUGGUCGUUCUGAAGGCAGUUCACUCAGUGGCUUCCACAAGUUCUGGUGCUGGAAUAUGUGAGAGGAUUUUGAGUGUUCUAGAUUGUCUGCUAGAUUUGGACAUUGUGGAAAAGAAAGAGAAAAAGAGCGAUGAGAACAAAGAAAAAGACGGAAGGAAGAAAUCGGGAUCGGAAGGAACAAAUGAUGACCCUAAGAAGGAUGCUGUAAUGACUGUGCAUAAUUUGAUGUUGGAUACUUUGUUCAAGGUAUACAAAUCUCUAGGAUGCCCCAAUGGCUGCAUGGACUCCUAUCGCGGCGUACCGACGGAACGUCUUCGAUACAAGGGACAGUCCAUCCUGCGGCAACUCCACCAUGUCAACAGCACAGCAUUUAGACUGUAUCUCCGAGAAUCAAUUAGCAAACAUCCUCUCCAAGAAAAUCUGGACUUUUUACAUGCAUUUCUAGGAUUUUGUGUGGACCCCUCUGCUCAUUUAUAUUCACCAAAAGGCAACAAGAAAAUCAGCACAGUUUCACAAGAUGGCACUCCUAAAACAUACGAAAAGACCAGCACCAGCACCCAUGACUCACCACCCAAGAGUGGGUUUGCCACCAACUUUGGCCAGAAUGUCCCAGGGUCAGGGGCCAAGGGGACGGAGGGUCUGCUCAUCAAUCUGAUCUUCAAACCCCUGGUGACACGGCUGGUGGAGUCUUCUACUGAACUGCAUAGCCAUGAGAACAUUGGUUUGUACUGCGAUGUUCGCCAGCUGAUGCACUAUAUCAAAGAGGUGCAUGGUGGGACAUUUCGCCGAGUGGCGUUGAGUGGUCUGCUGGAUUCCAUGGAUAGAAAGGGGAAGAAGAGACAGAAAGCGAAGGAACCCAAGAAGCAGGUUUUGAGACACACAUCUUCCAAUGCGUCAGACAGUGGUGAGGAGACGGGCAAAGUUGGGACGGGACUGACCGGGACAGAACCCCCCAGUGCAAGGAGGAGGAGGUCUUUGUUCAAGAAGAAAAUCACCAAGAUUGCUGCCCUUGCUACUGCCACCGCCAGUGACUCUGAGGCAGUUGAUGAACGUCUUGGGCGCCUGAGCCCUCGUCUUAGUCUCUCCGGGACAGAGGAGGAUUCUCCCGCCGUCUCCUCCUCCAGUACUCCUAAGAGAAAAUUCAGCAAGUUUCAGCUGACUUUCAAGAAAUCUCCCAAGUCAGAAGGUGAUGAGGAUUCAGCCAAUGAGACGUCAGAUAGCAAAGGGGAUGUCAGCCCUAAGCCGCGUAUGUCCUUUAAAACUACUGGUCAGGCUACGCUUAUGCUUCUGGGAGCAAAACGUAAGGUGGAGGGUGGUCUUUUCGGCAGGAAAAGGACCAACAAAAAGAUCAGUCUUAGUGAUGAUUUGUCCAGACUAAACUUCCGGCGCACCUCAGCCAUGGACGUGACCCAAGUACCCUCUGCGAGCAAGGGCGAGUCACACUUAGUGCGGGAGAAGAAACUCGUCAACACGUACAUCGUGAAAUCAGGAAUGCUGCGAUUUUCAUUCUUGCUGGAUUGUUGCCAGCCAGGGUCCAUUCCAGACCCACAGUUGAUAGCUGCAGUCCUGGAUUUGGAAGCCCCAGUGGUAGCCAGGGCCUGUCUACUGCUAGAAUGUUCCUACUUCGUUCAGAGGUGUAACAAAGGGGACUGGCCAACCUGGAUGAAACUGAAUCUCCAGGGCUUUCGAAAUCCCGCGCCCCUGCAAGGCCGAGGGCAGCCAUCUUUACACAGACGGAACACCCUGAUGCAGCGUGGGGCUGGAAGGAUGUUUCACGCCUGGGGGGUGGCAUUAGGCAACCGACUGGAAGCACUGAUAAGUGCUGAGAAUGUGGACGUGUACACCCUGAUCAAAGAAAUCAAAGAUGAAAAAGUGAAACAAGAGCUGAGGAACAACGACCAGGAGGAGGAUUUUCUAGAUGAAACUGUAGUGAACCCCACUGGCAUGGACUGUCCUUACGCACUCAAGAUGCUGGCCUGUCAGGUUCUGGUCGAAAUAACCACCUUCUUACGCGAGACCUACCAGUUCCUGCCACGCUCACGUCAGCACCAUCGCGACACAGAGUGGGACAAAAGCAUAGGGCGGCGCUGGAGUGGCAGUCAUCACAUGGGAAGCCCCAAUCACUCCCAGAAGAGCGUGUCGUCUGUUCAACUGGCGGAGAGUCCACAUGGUGGGAGUGACUACCUCAGUACAAGUCCAUCUGAUCGCAAGAUCAGUUUUGCAGUUUAUGCUCACGACAAGUCUGACUCAGAUCGCAGCAGUGCUUCUAACCUGUCAAUAUCAAUGGGACCCGAUGAUGAGAAGAGAGGCCGUAGAGCCUCCCAGGGUAAGAAAUUGCUGCGAAAGCCUAAGAAAGGGAUCGGAGCCCAGAGUUCUAUCAAGAGAUUCGAACACAACAGGAGUAUCAAACUGAAGCCACAUGAGGAUGGGAGUGUCAAGAGGCGUGGGAGCUCACGCAGAAGAAAAGUGAGCACUACAGAAUCUACCAAGUCCACAGAGGAAGAUGAAUGCACUGAUAUCAAUGUUGAGGAGUUAGAAGAUGAUGUUCUGGAAGAGGCAGAGCAGCAAAACUACAGCCUUGAUAUGCCUUGGUUAAAAGUUGUUAUCAGGCUGGCCAACCAGUCGAACUACAUCUGCGAGCACCAGGGAUUCUGCCAUAUGUACUGCUUUGAGCGCCAACGGCGUAGCUGCAUACGCCUCAUGAAUGCUGUACAACGUGUCUAUGAGAGUGAUGAGUCGGACAAGCCAACGGAGGUCAAGGAAAAUGAAAAGGUGGAGGUCACUUUGCCCACUGCACGUCCAACCAAGGACAUGUUUAAAGAUAGAUUGGCUCGACGUAGGAAUGACGUCCAACCUCCAUUAUUCGAUCCACAGGAAUCUUCCAUGAUGCCUACUGCAAGCGCUGCCUCGACUUUGCGCCGUCGCGACAGUACACCAUUGCUGGAAAGAAUCAAGGUUGAUCUGGCCAAGAUGAAAACUGAGUCAGUAGAAGAGAAAGAAAGAAAAGAAAAGAAACCAAAGCAAGAUUCACCCAUGCUGAAGUAUAUAAAGACACAAGUCCGUAACCUGACUCAGUGUCCCCUGGCCAUCAUGAACAAGUCAGUCCCCAUCCUAACACAGGAACACCUCAUAGAGAUGCUGCCUGUUGCCUGGGAACUGCUGCUGGAGAGUGACCAGGAGGUGGCAGCAGCUGCAGCCACAUUGGUCCUUGUUGCCUCUGUCAAAGUGAAACAUGAGGUAGAAGCUCUAAUGAUGAGAGAACUGCAGCAUGAAGAUACCACACAAAGAAUUAAUGCCAUUCUAAGGUUCCAUGCUCUCUGGAGGUUCCGGUACCAAGGAUGGUGCCGGCUGGAAGAAGGUGCUCAUGUCAGCUUCAAGGUACCCCCUCCCAGUAUAGACUUCACAGUGCCCUCUCCAACCAUUGGACUGCCCAGUGCCAUCAUCAUUGACCCUCCCUGGACACCACAUUUUAAGGCCAAAGUGGAGGAAGUGACCAUUAACCAAGAUCAAACGAAAUCCUUUGUUACUGCAACAUCAACUAGGCGCAAACAGCAACAAGAGAUGAUUUAUAAAGCUCUUUUAGCUGAGGAGGACAGAAAAAAGGCAGCUCGCGAAAAGUUUCCUAUGACAACAGUUGCUAUCCAACAACAAGCAGCUUAUGAACCAGCGCUGCAUCAUGGGAAUGAGGAACAUGAGGAAGCAAUGAUGCAAGAAGAAAUCAACAUGGCUGCAAGGCGUAUGUCUGUAGCACCCAUGGCCAUGACCCGCAAUCUUCAAGUGCGUACGGCCGUGCCGUCGUACGCACGUGGCAGCAGUGCAUUAUGGACCAAAAGUCCUUUAACCUCUGCAGUUGUCACAACAGGAGAAGAAGAACGCGUGGAAGUGCUGCACUCUCAUCAAGUCCAGAUGGCGCAACCUGUCUUCCCGUCUGUUAUCUGCACGGCAUCAGUGCCCAUUAUACAUCUACUGGAAGAUGUGGAGGUCAGCACAGAGGGAAUAUCAGUGUGUGAGGUGGCAGAGAAGGUGAUUUGGUUAUGUCUGGUGGAGGACCCUGCCCUGUUCCUCAGACAUUUCCUGGAGAAGAUGACCAACAAGGACAAGCAGGAAGAGCUGAUCUUUGUGCUGAGAAAGCUGCUGCUCAUGCUGCCCAGCUUACCCUCCCAGACGGGCCAUAUCCUCUUCAAUUACCUAGUUGGGUAUAUCAUGUUCAAUGUGAGAGCUCCAAGUGAAGGAACAGUGGAGUCCACAUCCCGAGUGUUGUCUAUAUUGUGGAUGGUGAUCCCCUACGUUGAUGGUAUCUUUUUCAAAGAUUUGAAGCAAACUUUAAAGAAGGAACAGUGUGAGCCUCAGUUGAUGGUAACAGCCAAUGUCCCCAGUGCCAAAAAGAUCUUAAUCCAUGGCCCAGACCUGACCAGUAUUCCUUCACAGCUACCUGUACACGAGGACACCCAGUUUUGUACUUUGUUGCAAGACAGUUUGGACUUCUUUAACAUCCCAGAAGAGCAGCAUGCAGAGUACUUCUUGGUGGAUGUGAGAACCAACCAGAUCCACAACGGGAACUCUUACGUUAGAGAUUUCUACUUCUUCAAGAGAAACCAGUACCCACAGCUCUCCAUGGUGCACAUGAACCCUAAUGAUGCAUAUGGGAAGCUACAAAUGCAGAAAACAGAAAUUUAUCCCGAACUAGCGAUGGUCAGAUUAGACACCCAGAAAGCGUUCUCUGCUCUGCAGCAUAAGGCAAUUGCUCUGAAGUUUGCUGAAGUUGGUAAAGUAAUGGCAACCUUCUCAAUUCUGACAUCACAUCAGACACCAGGGCGGAGCCACCAGCUGCAAAACCAUGUAAUGUUUGUUUAUGAAGAACUUCUCAAAUUGCCGUCAUUCCCGCGCAAGGCACUAGAAGCCGAGUUUGGCAUGUAUAAAGGGGAUCAUGGGAAGGAAAUGAGCAGCGUAGACAGCAUGCACAAGUACACCUGGAUCAAGCUGGUCGACAAGCUGUUUGCUUGCAUGACAGGGACAUUUGGAUGGAGUGGAGAGAUUCCUUUCUUUCUGAAUGUCAUCAACGGGGCAUUGUUACUGCAGUGUGAGGACACGGCCCUGUUCCGUUUCUGUAUUGCCACUCUGAUCAAUGCAGCCAGGAAGUUUAAACACAUCUUUGCCACCGAUGGGUUUUUGUACAUCAUGCCGACCAUAAUGAGAGUGUACAGUAACAACCAGAACAACCCUGUCCUGGUGAGGGGGGUGCAGUUUGCCUGUAAACAGUUCUUCAUCCUGCACAGAAAACCUUUCGUUCUGCAGAUGUUUGGCAGUAUAGCCUCUAGCCUGAAUGUUGGACCACUGUUUGCCACACCCACUGGGAACAAGAUCCCAGCUAAACACCUGUUUGAAAUGCUGCUGGCUUUGGAAGGGGACUGUCCUGAUGAAAUGGACAUUUUGGAGUUGGUGGAGGGAGAGAUGCCACUCAAAGCUUUGGACUUUUGUUAUGCUGAUGAACCAGAUAGUCUCACCAUGUUGGAAUGUAUCAACAUGUGUGUUACUGUGGUGGCCUAUGCCUCAGAUUCUGUCAGGGGGGCCCAGAUGCUGACUAUCCUGGACGCCCUGCUUCCCCAGUACCUACAACACAUACGCCCUGCCAAGAAGAACCAUGAAAAAGCCAAGGAAGAACUGAACAUCAUCAUGAACCUUGGGGUGUCCAUGAGGGCACUGAUUACCAGUUGUGAUGCUCUCACAAGAAAUAUGAGUGGUCAGCAGAAGCACCUUGAGGUGGUCAGUUCAGGGGCCAAGCCGGUCAAGGCACACAUGGGUAACCACCUGUUUGCUGACCGGGACUCUGUAGACCUUAAUACCAGACAAAUGGAGGAGGGCACACGAACUACCCCUCAGCAGCGUGAAGAUGAGGACCUGGAGAUCAGUGAGUACCGCCAGCCACGUGACUCUCUCCUGUGUGUGGCUGCUGAGUACUACACCACCUGUGUCCCCAGGGUGAAGGAGUUGCGGAAACAGCUGUCUGAUAGCAACAGAAAUGUGGAGCUGUUUGAUAUCAAAGCUCAUACGAGACUGGCAGAGAUUGCCCACACCCUACUGAAGCUAGCACCAUAUGAUCCCUGUACCAUGGGCUGCCGUGGAUUACAGAGAUACAUGGUCCAAGUGCUUCCUCUGACAGACUGGUCCCACGAGAAGAUACGCCCUGCCCUCCAUCUUCUGCUGAAAAGACUGGACAGGAUGUUCAAUAAAGUGACCAGGAAGUUCACGCUCAAACAGAACUUUGACUGGUUUGCAGCAGCCAACUUGUUGAGAGGGUUGUACCUGACUCUGUCCAACUAUCCCUCCCUGGCCUUUAUACCUUAUAUGAAACCUGUUAUCAAUGUGUGUCUUGGCAUCCUGCUGUCAGAAGACAAACCUGAAGGUACACAGAGCACCCAGCACAAUUCUUUUGCUGCCCAGGUCCCCCAGCUGUUCUGUUCUUCUGUGGUGAAACUGGUGGCCAUGCAGAUGGCAGCACUUGGGGACCAGUACACAUUAGAGCAGGUGUGUGGGGGCUCUGUGUACACCAGUAUGGAGAAGACACAGAAUGUGCUCAUGAACUUCAUUGUUCCACUCUGUAUAAGAGUGGGGGCAGGCAGAAAAGACUGUCCCAAAGUGCGCCAGGAAGACAUCUCCUAUGCUUUGACCAUCAUUCUGAAUACUCUGGUUCCACCUGUGAAAGUUCCCGUACAGCCCGUGGGAGGUUUUAACAAGCCUCACUACAUGUCAGCUAGCGACGUUCACAACUCCAGUGUGUCCUACAGUGAGGCCAGGUCACCCCAAUCUGCCAUUAAAGAGAAUGUCUUUGAUACUGCUUUCCUUGGUCUGAAGGUAUUGAUAGUUUGCUUCCCCAAGGAACUGAGCUUAGAGUGGCAGAGAAUUGCCAAUUGUAUCAAGGAGAUUGGACACAAAAUGAUAGGUGGAGCAGCCUUGUGGAGGUUUAUGGACUUUGUUGUGACAAUUAGAUCUCCCCUAUUUGUCCUACUACAGUCCUUCAUCAAGUACAAGCUGACCAAGCUCCCAUGUGAAACGGAGAUAGAGUUUCAGCUACAGCAGCUGGUGGCCAGCAAAGUGAAGAGUUUCAGCCUGGCGCCUCCCAAAUCCACAGGCACCAUUUUGAUAGAGCUUGCUAAUGAGCUACGCCAGAUCAAAGAGGAGCUGAUCCACUAUGAUCAUCAUCAUCAUCACCAUCAUUAUAGGAGAGAAGAUAGUAGGAAGAGUGCAGCUAGCUAUUUCAAUGAUAGACGUCGAUCCACAUUGAAGUUUGCAAUAGUGCAUGAGAAUCAGAGUGGGUUACGCAUCGAGGCAGUUGCGCCGUUUCAAGUGCCUGGAGUGAAACGCCUCAGCAAAAAAGGCCCUGCAUCACGGAGCAGCUCCACCAAAACUCGCCACAGCAUCAAUGAUGACUCUCCUCACUGGGAACGCACCCCCUCCAGCAAGAGAAUCAAGGUGGCAGAGGCCAAUAGGAUUCUGGACAAGUUCAGGAAGGAUGGCAGCGAAGAGUCAGAGGCCAGUACUGCUGCCGCCUCCCCCACCCGUGUCCUGCAGAGACAACCUAGCGUGUUCCACACCGCAUAUAUCGCCAAGCAGUACAGCGUUUGUGAUGAACUGGACGACAUUUUAUUUGAGACGCUAGAAGACCUGGAGCCACAGGCUUUAGAAGCUGUGGAGAACAGUCUAACUGUUGCCAAUGGGAAAAAGCUGGAAAGUUCUCCAUAUAGUAAACCACCUGGUUGGCACCGGCGAUCCGUCCACACUCUUGGCGGACCAACCAGGGUCUCUCAGCGCCGUGAACGGAUCAGCCAGGAAAGCGUAUAUACGAUAGCCCGGGAAACUGUGGAGGAAGGCGAAGAGAGCGAGGAGGAGGCUGUUUGUGAGAGGACGGCUUUGCUCCACUCAGAAGGACGCAGUGCUGGCGGUGAUGAUCGUGAAGAUGACGAUGAUGAUGAAGGUGAAAAUAAGUCGUUGAUCAACAGCGAAGAUGUCAGCACCACUCAGUCACAAACGCCUUCGCCCUUCUUUAGACAACGUCACAAUCGUGUUUAUCAUCGAGGGAAGUUAGUUAGACAUAAAGCUUCAUAUGAUGAGGAUGUUGCCCAAACAUUAACACGUAGGAAAAAACUGACGAGGCAGUCAGCGACUGUCCAGGAAAGUUUAUCAGAUAAUGAGGAGGAGCAAGGUCAACAGAAUAUAGGUCAAGGUCAAAAUGAGGUCACAGAAUGUGAAGGUCACACUGAGGAGGAGAAAAGCAGUGAUGAAGCUGCUAGUUCUUUCGAUGAAGAAACCAACGGGGAGCCUUCGGCAUUCAUAGAAACUGCAAGUGAUGUUAGAACCCAUCGCCUUCAGAGGGCAGAUUUCAAGAGUCGUAAAACCUUCAAAGUGAAAAGGAUGGGCACCAAGGCAUUCAGUAGGCGGAGUCAGAACAGAGACAGGGAGAGAGUGGCAGGGGUUGGCCCGGAAACCAUCGCCAUAGCAGCAGAGGAAGUACAACCCACACAGGUCGAGAUGCAAGAACUGAAGGAGAUUGCAACAGAAUGUGUCACGGAACAGGUAGUACCCCAGACCAUCAUACAGGAAGACAGUGUCGCAGAACCCGUGGCCCAGUUCAGUCUGUUACGGAAGAGAGGCAGUCAUGGCGGAUCCGGGAUCAUAUCAUCUCCAGUCCUUGAGGAUAUUCCAGAGGGACUGCAACAGAGAUGCUCCUCUCUGGAAGAGACGGACAAGAUCGGGGUGACACCCAGAGCUGGACAAAGCCCCUUGAGAAUGGCCGUGAGCAAGUCCCAUACUGAAUUACAUGGAGAAUUGACCCUGGCUCAGUCUCCUCCAAAAGGCCGCUACAAGCGCUCUCGUUCAACAGAGAACAUCUUGGAUGCCUCACGCAGUGGCGCCCCCAGUGGUGCGCGCUCUAGGAUCGCAAGACAGUUGGGAAAGCUGGGGUUGCAGUCAUCGCAAAGUAUUAGCCGUUCUCCAUCUAUAAGUCCACGUCAGUCGCCAGCAAGGGAAAGCGAUCCCCUGCAGAGAUACAGCUCUGCGGAGUCAAUUCAAUCCAUUACCAGCAAUGAAGGGGCAUCCCUGCUGAAAAAGGAAAGCAAAAUUGCAAGGUCUGCAAAUCAUGGGAAGGGAAUGGACUCAACAAGAAUUUAAGGAAUCCUACAGUUGAGUUAAAGAAUUUAUGAUAUGUACACAGACAGAAAAACAAAAUUUCGAGGGACCCCAAUUGAAUAUUGGGAUUUGACAUCCUCUAAAAAAGAAGUGUGGUGCCUGUACUCUGAUUGCUUUUAGUUAAACAUCAGUUUGGGAUUACAAAAUGGACAAUACGUGUUACAUGAUACUUUCAAUAAUAAUGAUAUUCUUACUUAGAGCUUAAAAUGCAGGCCUGUAGCCAGGGGGUUUGGGAAGUUCAAAAGAACUGCCACUUUUGCUGAUAAAAGGUUCCCUCUGGGUAAAAUCUGAUCUUGGUACAUUAAGUUUUUAUGGUUAAAGGUCUACUUUGUCAGAAAAAAAAAACUCCCCCCCCCCUUUGGAAUUGCUGGCUACGGGCCUGUGAUGCAUACAAUGUUCCAUUUAUAAGCAUAACAAUCUCAACAAUGGUGAGAUCAGUACGUACAUGUAAAAUUUUUUCUGUGGGGAAAUUUGAUAUUAUUUAUGGUGGAAGAAAGUAGAAAAUGAACAAAGCAGGCAGUGGGUUAAAAAUUAUGUUGAAAUAAACUUAUGGGAGA
Molecule: messenger RNA, 10222 nt
Organism: Lingula anatina
Lineage: Eukaryota; Metazoa; Brachiopoda; Lingulata; Lingulida; Lingulidae
Product: protein unc-80 homolog
Biological process (GO): monoatomic cation homeostasis
Cellular component (GO): axon; cation channel complex
Molecular function (GO): monoatomic cation channel activity
Source: RefSeq, a predicted model, not a curated record